This is a messenger RNA of Cynoglossus semilaevis (tongue sole), 6199 nucleotides long. It is a transcript of the gene ddx61, whose product is annotated as DEAD (Asp-Glu-Ala-Asp) box helicase 61. Gene Ontology annotation, molecular function: nucleic acid binding; ATP binding; RNA helicase activity. The coding region runs from base 1052 to 2521 and encodes 489 amino acids. Lineage: Eukaryota; Metazoa; Chordata; Actinopteri; Pleuronectiformes; Cynoglossidae. The transcript is spliced from 13 exons. The record is from RefSeq and is a predicted model, not a curated record.
UAAACCUGAGAUACAGAGCCGACGAAGAGAGAACGGAGAAGAAAAGGAAGAAGGCGACCAUGUUGAUUGAAAGAAAAAAAAGAAACACAAUAGUAGCGAUUUUGUCUUAUGUUAAAUUCCACAUUUAACUCGACCCACACAGAAAGCAUCCAGUUUCCCGCGCAGUGGUUACCGCUUGCUAAGCACCACACAACCUAAGGUAAAAGUUUGAGUCAUUGGUGGGCUUUGAGGACGCGGUGGGUUGAUCACGGCCACGCUGGCACGUCGUAAUCCGACCUGUAGGUUUGGAGUAACCAGGGAGAGAAGGUCAAACACCUGGAUCAGGAAGGAAUCUCGGAGCGAGGACUCAGCAGAGGUGGAAAGCUGUUUGGCUUUGGACUAGAAAACCUCUGUGUGACUUAUACUUUCAGGAACUUCUUUUUCCACACGCUGAGCAACAUACACUCACAGUGGGAAUAAACCAAGAGCAUUAGAAACUGUAUGAUUUUUGGGGAAAGACUUGUACAAAGUUGGACAACCAUUUUUCAACGACAGGGAACAUUGAGCAAUUCUGAUGGACUCAAAUUGAAAACAGGAAGUACUGUCUGAUUCGCAAACCGAAGUUUAAGUAUUGAACUCAGAUUAUACUGAAGAAACUAUUCCCCAAGUUCAGAUUGCCUUAGUUGUUCUGUUUCAGGACUUGAAUCACUUUGACACUUGUUCACAUAUAAUUUUUCUAUAUCGUGAACAAGUAUAUUCAUGCAUAUUAAUGCAAAAUUCUCUUCGUUUUGAAGAGCUCUUGUGUAAACUUUUUUUCGGACUUUUGUCGUACGUCAGUCACUCUGUUGUUUAAGGGGGACCGAACUGCACGUACUUGUGUAUAUGUAAAUACCAUUGAGCAACUUCUGCUGUCAAAGAUUUGGACUUAAACCAGAAAUAGAGAAUAUUGUUUUGUUAAUGCUUUAUUAAACUUUUUUACUUUUGAAGAGAAUUUUUUAAGAAGAAACCUAAGAGUCAAAAAUCUAAUAACUUUAGAAGAAUUAAACAAAACAAAACACCCAGCUGAGAAAAUAUGGCAACUGCCAGAACAGAAAAUGUUGGCACAAUGGUCAUGGGACUGAACAAGCAAAAUGGCCAACUCAGAGGACAGACCAAACCAGCUUCAGUUCAGCCAGCACCGAUGACUCAAGCUAAAGCUAUGGGUGUUCCAGCAAAAGUGGGCGGCGCCCCUCAAGACGGGGGAGGCAUCAAGUUUGGAGACGAUUGGAAAAAGAGCCUCAAGCUUCCUCCCAAAGACAACAGGGUCAAAACCUCAGAUGUCACAUCAACUAAAGGGAAUGAAUUUGAGGAUUACUGCCUCAAACGAGAACUCCUCAUGGGCAUCUUUGAAAUGGGCUGGGAGAAACCAUCACCCAUCCAGGAGGAGAGCAUUCCCAUCGCCCUGUCCGGACGGGAUAUUCUGGCCCGUGCUAAAAAUGGAACCGGAAAAAGUGGAGCUUAUCUCAUCCCACUGCUGGAGAGGAUAGACCUGAAAAAGGACUACAUACAGGCUCUUGUCAUGGUGCCCACUCGUGAGCUGGCGCUGCAAGUGAGUCAAAUCUGUAUCCAGAUCAGCAAACACCUGGGAGGAGUUAAAGUCAUGGCAACCACCGGGGGCACUAAUCUUCGAGAUGACAUCAUGCGCCUGGAUGAGACUGUGCACGUGGUCAUUGCCACCCCUGGCAGGAUCCUGGAUUUGAUUAAGAAGGGAGUGGCAAAAGUGGAUCGAGUCCAGAUGAUGGUGAUGGAUGAGGCGGAUAAGCUGCUGUCUCAGGACUUUGUGGUGCUCAUCGAGGACAUCAUCAGCUUUCUGGCCAAGAACAGACAAAUUCUGCUCUACUCUGCAACCUUCCCCAUCAGUGUGCAAAAGUUCAUGAGCAAACACCUGCAGAAACCCUACGAGAUCAACCUGAUGGAGGAGCUGACGCUGAAGGGCAUCACUCAGUACUACGCCUACGUCACCGAGAGGCAAAAAGUUCACUGCCUCAACACACUCUUCUCCAGGCUUCAGAUCAACCAGUCCAUCAUCUUCUGUAACUCCACACAGCGGGUGGAGCUGUUGGCCAAGAAGAUCACUCAGCUGGGUUACUCCUGCUUCUACAUCCACGCUAAGAUGAUGCAGGAAUACAGGAACCGUGUGUUCCACGACUUCAGAAAUGGACUGUGCAGAAACCUGGUGUGCACAGAUCUGUUCACCAGAGGCAUAGACAUCCAGGCCGUCAACGUUGUCAUCAACUUCGACUUCCCCAAGAACGCAGAGACUUACCUCCAUCGUAUUGGAAGAUCAGGGAGGUUUGGUCACCUGGGCCUGGCCAUCAAUCUGAUCACGUCAGAAGAUCGAUUCAACCUGAAGGCCAUCGAAGACCAGCUGGUGACCGACAUCAAGCCCAUUCCCGGCAGCAUUGACAAGAGCCUGUACGUGGCCGAGUUCCACACCUCCAGCGGUGACUGCGAGGUGGAGGAGGUGGAGGAGAAGGCAGGACUCCAACAGGACAGCUCCUAAAUAUUUGACAGGAUGAAGACACCGGGCUUUUGCACGAACAUCUGUGCCAGCACACAAACCUGAGGCAACUCUUCAGUUCCACGUUUCCUUCUCCUUUUCACAGCCUGACCUCAGGAUGUAACAGUCGACUUUAUUUUCAUCUACUGCCUAUUCUUUUUCUUUCUUUUUUUUUUGUUCACUUUAAGUGAGGGGAAAGUUCCACUUUGUUCUGCACCAGACUUCUGCUUUAGAAUAUUUGUUUCUUGAUUUUGUUUUGUUUUUUGAGGUCCACAGAUGAGCGUCAGAGCUGCGUUCAACCGCCUUUCUUUUGUGAAAACGUGUUCAUUCUCCUCAGCACCAGGAUCAGCCUGUUGUUUUUCCUUUAACGCUAACAACGUUGCGUUCACACCAGCCGUCGUUCUCUCCACUCAAACACUGCUGUUCGUCACUUAAGUGCCUUAAACCCACUCACGUCUGCACUCGUCUUCUUUACGAUUUCCUCUUCUUUUUUUUUUUUCUUUUUCACUGUCACGCAGCAGAGCUCGAGCACAAAACAACGAUGACCUGAGUACUGAUUUUUUUUUUUUUUUUUAACAUCACAUUAUGCAAAGUGGGGGGGAGCGAGAAAAAAAAAAACCUCCACACGUGAAAUCACGGCCGAGACUUAACUGAAUGUGAGCGUUGAUUUUUCUAAAUGUGAACGUUGCAAUAGGAAAAAAAAAGGCAGCUUUAUUUAAAAUACUGCGUGACUGUUUAAUUCUUCUUUUCACCUGGAUGGAGGAAGCAGACGACAGACUCCGUUAAGAAAACGCUGCCAUCUGCUGUUACUUUACUGGAGAGCGUGGCACAUUUACCUGUUCAUUAAGAAGAUUAAGGGGUUUUUUUUGUUUUUAAACACUUUUGGCUGAAGAACACUGUUGAAACCCAGUGUUGCUGGAGGAAUCAUGGGAGUUUAGGACGCUUGAAGGCAGCUCUGAUAUGGGUUUUUUUUCUUCUCAGCUCACAAAUAAUUUGGCUCUAAAGCUGAGAGAUGUUUUUAAUGUUUGGUGCAAAACUUCAGUUUGAACUUUCCCCCACCUUUAAUUUUCUUUCUUAAUUUCCAUCUUUGUCUCUGGUUUAAAAAAAAAAAGAAAGAAAAUCAGCUGAGGUAAAAACCGUCUCUGAAGCCCGGUCAUCAUGACAGAAGUAGAAGAAGUUGGUGAAUGUAAUGUGUUGCCAAUGUUAAAAAAAAAAAGAAAAAAUGAAAAAAAAAAAAGAAACAAAAAUCCCUGCAGCCCAGUGUUUUGAUGCCAAGCUCUCAUUGUUCAGCAGCUGUCGCAGCGAUUCCUUUGUUAAAAGAAACCGUGUUUAAAAAAAAAAAGCAUUGGUUUCAUCAAUCAUGUUUACCUUUAAUUGGACUUAAACGUGAAAAUGAAAGCAGUGAUAUUAUGUUUGAGUAAUUUUGCCCCAAUGUGAGUUUUUUUAUUUUGAAAGCGAUGGCUUUUUUUUUUUUUUUUAAGCAAAAUUGUAGCAUCUUUGAACAGGCAGCUGUGAAGCGUUUUGUCCUCCCCUCACAGAGAGUCCUUGGUUUCUUUUUUCAAAAAUUUUUUUUUUUUUUUGGAAAACAGUUUUGCUUUCUAAUAAUGUAUUUUUGACUCUGCGAGGCUUUAAGCACUGCGUGAAUGCUGGAGGGAUGAAAUAUGUUUGUUGCGAUUUACAGAAGCCACUUUUUUUGUUGUUUUUUGUUUUUUUACUCCCACCUUUCCCCCCUGGUACUUUAACAACGACAGCUUUGAUUUCAAUUUUUUUUCCCUGAACUUUCCCCCCCAGUGUCCUGUUUGAUUCAGGUUUAGACUGACGUGCGUUCAGUUUAAUAGAAGGGAGAUUUCUGGAGAGCGACGUUAGCGCUGUGAUCUUCUCGACCGUCGUCGUCUCAGAGUCGAUCACAGUGCCGCGGUCGGCCUCCAGCAGCUCCGCCCCCUCCGUCUCCUAAUCUUUAUACGAGGUGAUGUGAAUCAUUUUUUGGCGUCGGCAGAAAAUGAUCAUAGAUUCAUCGUUUACACUUGUCAUUUACAGCUGAAAAACAAACUGAGAGAGAGAAAAAAAGAAAAGAAAAAUACUUUGCUUCAUAAGAGGAGGAGAUGCUUUAUUUUUGUUUCCCCCGGUUUUUGAGCGAUUUUCAGGAUUUACCUUGAAGCAAAACCAAAAAAGUGAGAGAGAGAGAGUGUGUGUGUUUGUGUGUGGGAAUGUGUCUGUUCUGAGCCCGUUGUGUGAGUGCUUGUCAUCGGUCUGUGAUGGAUGGAUGGUUAUGGUCACAUGCAGCUUCAAUAUGAACUGACAAUAAGAACAGCAGUUUCAGUCUGGGGUGGGGGGGGGGGGGUGGGAGGGUCUGUUGUCAUUUAAUUUGAAUUCCAUUCUGUUCAUUGGCUGCAUGUGAGCCUAACAAUACAAUGUCAGGGUCUUUUUAUGUUUCUCUUGGCUGUGUGUGUGUGUGUGUGUUAGUGAAUGGUUGAAGGAUGUUCCCAUCACGGUCCAUCAUGAUCUUUCUUCCGAUUACUGUCCGACACCGAGUCCUUAUCCGAUAAUGGUUUGACUUCCUGGUUGAAAAGAGUUGAUCCAAUGUACGGUGAGGCUCCGCGCUGACGGAGCAGAAAUCACUAAAGAUUCCCAAAUGUAAGAAAAAAAUCCUUUUUCAAAAACCAAUAUCUAUUUGGACAUGCAGUGUAGCCGACAGGUGACUUGACCGAAAUACUCACAGACAAAUGAUGGAGAAGUUGAGGUCAUUAUAUGACACUUUGGCGGUUGUUGAGGUGAAGCCCUCUGAUUGGUUGAACAUCAGGACUUCCCUGCUUUUGUUCCGCUGUCUGUUUGGUUCUAAUUGUCUAAUUGUCUCCCCCCCCAAAAAUUGCUAUGUGACAACAAACAUGUCAACAGUGGUGUGGUCAAAGCUGUGGUCACUCACUGCAGUCAUGAUGUGGAGACGUUGAUGGGAUCAUCUGUGAAUGAGUUCAUUUUUGUUUUCUGUGUGUGUGUGUAUGUGUGUGCACUCUGACCUGUCAGGUCUGUAGUGAUGGGAGUGGGGCUGGGGUGGGGGCGGGAGAGGGGGGUUGGAAAAAAAAAAAGAAAUGGGAGGGAGUCGGGGCAGGAGGGGGGGGGGGUUCAGGAACAAAGUCACUGUUUGGGCUUUUCUGCUUCAGCCUCUGCACAUUCUUUAUUGGCAAAAUUCGUUAACACAUUAACGGCCUAAUUAACAAUUACCACCUGCACAACUAAUUUGAAUGUGUUGGACGUCUAAAUUUGCUGCACUACAAAAAAUUUGGCAAAAAAAAAAAAAAAACAAUUUUGGAAAAAGUCAACAGCAGUCGCCUUCACAGUGAUGAUGUGACUUUGAAUUGGCUCUGGAACAGUAGCUCAGGAUUUUGACAGUAUUUCUGUACAACAGGGUUAGAUGGAGGAGGUCAGGGCAGGGUCACGGAUUUGAUCCAACAACUCUUCAAUUGGGCCGAAGAAAAAUUAGGAAGAAAAAAAAUGUUGGUACUGAAAUUAAGCUGUUCUCUGAUGUCAUUUGUCAGAAGACUCGGAAUUUGUUGUAACCGCAAAAAUGUUUGUCUGAAAUGUCACAAAAAGUAUGAAGUACUAUUGUGAAGUACUCUGCCCCCUACUGUUGUAACAAUGGAAUACAUGCAGGAGCUAAGAAUUGAAUAAAUUGAGCAGAAUCUA